GUGUGGUGUGGUGUGGUGGUGGUGUGCCGGCUGUGGUAAGUAACUGAGUGAGUAGAAAUGGUGAGGCGGGCGAGAUGGGAAGGGAAGACGGAGGAAAGAGAAGGGAAGGAAACAGAGGAAAGGAAAAGCUUUUUUUCCUUUUUCUAAUUUCCCUUGGCCUCUUCUCUCGCUUUCCCCAGAUUCCAGCAAAACCCCCCUGGCCAGCAGAGUGCACUAAGAGGGGCGAGCGGAGACGCAAUCAACAGUUUUGGAGGUGGUUUGAAGUCGACGGACGGAGUAAACGGAAAACUGUUAGUCACAGAUUGCAGUAGACUGGGAUCAUGCACUCGAGUGGAGAGCUGCUGAUGAAAUCGCCGAUCACCUCUGACGACAGUGCAGAAAUGUGAACGAAAGUAGGUUUGUUCUUCAAGAACAACAAAUAAAGAGGAGUUUAAUCUGAAAAAAAAA
This is a messenger RNA of Aspergillus japonicus CBS 114.51, 447 nucleotides long. RefSeq lists its product as uncharacterized. The transcript has 2 exons. The record is from RefSeq and is a predicted model, not a curated record. NCBI's taxonomy places the organism in Eukaryota, Fungi, Ascomycota, Eurotiomycetes, Eurotiales, Aspergillaceae. Bases 75 to 311 code for a protein of 78 amino acids.